AUGAAGAAUCCAGCCGCCAUUUCGUUACAGCAGGUUCAUCUCACCACUUCGCCUGAAGGGUACGAGCCUGUCGUCUCGUACAAAGGAGACCAGUCAAUCUAUAUUCGAGAGCAUCAAACCCUCCAAGCCGAACUCUUGCGCUUCUGCCCCUCGGAAUCCUGGUACCAGGGCUCUCACAAGGCGGCAUGUCCGCGGCCUAUCCUCAUUACCAAAAGGCAUCAGGAGCAACUUCGACAACUCCAUGAUGCUCUUACGCUUGCUCUGACCGAUAUAAUUCAGCGCUGGUGGACUGAUCAGGAAGCUCAAUUUCCAGCUCGGAUGCCAUUAGAGGAGCAGGAGGAGGAAUUAUUACGAUGGCUAGAAAUCCAUCACCCCUUUGAUUGUCGCCAUCACCUAGGCUCCUGGAGGCCGGACUUCCUGGUCGAGGAUGACCAUACCGAUGUGGGCGCAGCUCCCACGGAAAACUUUCGCCUGACGGAAAUCAACGCCCGCUUUAGCUUCAAUGGAUUAAUGUAUGAGGCCUACGGGCAAGAAGCUCUGAUAAGCUUGGGCGCAGGGAGGAGAGGCAUCAUGCAUGGGACUAACCCAGCCGACGUUUUCAAUGGUUUACUCCGUCUCUUUCAACGCGACCGCCCUUUACACCUUCUCAAAGGCGACGAACCCGGCAUGGAUAUCCACAUGGUGAUUGGCUUUCUCGAGCGCCAUCUGGGGACGCGGCCGAGACUAAUCACCCCGUCUGAUUUAAGGUUGGUUCCGGAUCCGCAGGAGAAUUCCGGGUACAAAUUGUGUUGCUUGGUGAAAAGCAAUCCAGCUGGCGUUCAUAUUAAUGAGUCCCCUGUGAUUGUCGCGGAUGACGGCGAGGUGGUUGAAGAAAUCCACCAGGUUGGACUCGAGCUACAUCAACGAGAAUUGCUUGCGAUACCACCGGAGAUGUUGCGCCAGGUUAGCUUACGCUGCUUUAAUGAUAUGCGGACCAUCCUCCUUGUCCAUGAUAAGCGAAUGCUGGGAAUAAUCAAGCAAGAGAUACCCUCACUGACGGCAAGGGGGGUACUCAGUUGCGCACAAGGAAAGGCCCUGCGGAAAGGCAUCGCAGACACAAUACUCCCAGGGUCGUCAGACCUAACAAACAUCAUCAGUCUUUGUACUGAGGAUGUCAAUCUGCAAACCGACUACCUGUUGAAGCCUAUUAGAGGAGGCAAGGGAGCUGGAAUUUUAUUCGGGGAUGAGCUCGGUCAUUCCGAGUGGAUGUCAGCUCUGGAACGGAUGAAAGAUCCAAGGUUAACAAUAAUGCCAGGAACACCCAAGUAUGUGAUCCAGCGACGCAUCUGGCCUCGCUUUUACGAUGUGAUUCUGAACCCGUCGGGGGAAAAAGGCCAGCAUCCUUUGAUUGGCCUUCUCAAAAUCACCUUACAGUUUCCAGACGACAAAAGCAAGUACCUGGAGAAUCUGGUAACGAGCCUUCACGAACAGCAUGGUCAUGGGCUCCCAAUUGCUCACAGUUCAUCCCGGGGUUGGUUUUGGGAUGUCCGCCCCGACAGAACUACUACAUGUCAGCCCGGCUACCAUCAAGCAAGGUCUGAAACUAUGGAAGACUUCCCCUGGCAUACAGACUGUAGCUAUGAACACGCACCCCCCCGGUUCUUUGCCCUUCAUGUCCUCCAACCGGAUCGCCUGGGCGGGGGCACCUUGUCCGUCAUGGAGGUCCAGACCCUAGUCCAGACUCUUCCCUCUGCCGUGAAGGAGGCGCUAUGCCAACCCAAUUAUCAGAUUGCCAUUCCCCCCGAGUUCAUCAAACAGCCCGAUCAGCAGCGGAUUAUUGGAAGCCUCGUCGCCCUCGACCCUCUUGACCGCCGUUCAACCAUGGUCCGGUUUCGGGGGGAAAUCGUGACGCCACUGACUGAAAGGGCAGCAAUAGCUCUGCAGACUUUAAAGGACACAUUGCGCAGUCCCGCCACGUCAGACACAGCCAUUCAUCUUACGGCAGACGACCUCCCAGCCGGAUCUAUCAUUCUGCUCAAUAACCACCGGUGGCUCCACGCGCGGAAUAACAUCCACGACCCUUCCCGCCACUUGCGUCGGGUUAGAUGGGAUGCCUUCCAGUUCCCUAGUGGUACGGAGUAG
Molecule: messenger RNA, 2121 nt
Organism: Aspergillus ochraceoroseus IBT 24754
Lineage: Eukaryota; Fungi; Ascomycota; Eurotiomycetes; Eurotiales; Aspergillaceae
Exons: 4
Coding region: 1-2121 (706 amino acids)
Molecular function (GO): oxidoreductase activity
Source: RefSeq, a predicted model, not a curated record